This is a messenger RNA of Rosa chinensis, 2945 nucleotides long. RefSeq lists its product as uncharacterized. The record is from RefSeq and is a predicted model, not a curated record. The transcript has 5 exons. Gene Ontology annotation, molecular function: N6-(1,2-dicarboxyethyl)AMP AMP-lyase (fumarate-forming) activity. The coding region runs from base 41 to 2920 and encodes 959 amino acids. Lineage: Eukaryota; Viridiplantae; Streptophyta; Magnoliopsida; Rosales; Rosaceae. Gene Ontology annotation, biological process: IMP biosynthetic process.
UCUCCGGCUAAACGUACUUCAGUUUCCAAACCGGAGAAACAUGAUGAGUUCCAAGUGUCCCAACUCUAUUGUCGACCUCAACUCCUUUCGAUUUUUCAUGGACAUGGGAUCAUCUUCUAGUGUUAUGCCACCCAAAUAUCAAAGACCAACCUCAAGCUUGUAUCUUCAUUCACGUGAUGCUUUGUCUUCCUUUGGCAGAGGAAUUUGUGCCCUAAGGGACACUGAUGCUGAAGAUUUCAACUUUUCAUGGGCGAUCGGGAAUAGUAUGCAUCUGCGGACAGACGCAAGUUAUGCCAAGGUCAUGAAAUUCGGUGAACUAUCUUCUUCAACGGGUGAAUAUGCGAUGAUCUACUACAGAAUUCUAGUUCAGGUCAAAUGGUUGUUGAAACUUUCAGAGAUCCCAGAAUUCAGAGACGUACCUAGUUUCAGUGAGCAUGCUCAGUGUUACUUACAAGGAAUUAUUGAUCGAUUUUGCAUGGUGGAAGCCAUAGAAAUGACAGAGAGGUUGGAGAAAAAAACAAACCAUGAUCAUGUUAAAGCAGUGGAAUACUUCUUGAAGCUGAGAUGCAGAUCAAGACCAGAGAUAGCUAAGGUGCUCGAUACUUUUCAUUUUGCUUGCACAUCAGAGGACAUCAACAGUCUUGCGCAUACGUUAAUGUUAAAAGAUGCUAUGAACAAUGUUAUAUUUCCUGUCAUGGACGAUCUGAUCAAGGCAAUGUCUACCAUGUCAAGGGACAAUGCUUCCAUUCCAAUUCUUUCUCGCAGGGACGGAAACACGGUCUCACCCACAACUUUGGGGAAGGAAAUGGCCAAUUUUGCUGUCAGGCUAGGCAUACAGAAGCACAAACUUUCUCAAGUGAAGAUAAUGGGGAAGUUUCCUGGUGCUGUAGGAAGUUCCAAUGCUCAUUAUGUUACAUAUCCUCAUAUUAAUUGGCCGCAAAUUGCUGAGGAAUUCGUGACUUCUCUUGGAGUGAGUUUCAAUCCUUAUGUUACUGAGGCCGAGACUUACGACUACAUGCCAAAACUUUUCAAUGCUAUUAACCGAUUCAACAGUAUAUUGAUCGACUUUGAUAAAGAUAUGUGGGACUACUUACAUUUUGGUUACUUCAAGCAAAGUGAGUAUAUAAAUUUUCAUUAUAGUGAAGCAACUCUUGGUGCAGCUAGAGAAGCUCUUUCCUACCUGAUUAGUUUGUUGCCUAGAUCUCGUUUUCUGGAAGACUUGACUGAUUCUAGUAUUCGAAGGAACAUGAGUACAGGAUUAGUAUGUUCUGCUCUUGCCUACAAGAGUACACUUAAGAAUAUAGCAAAGAUUCAGAUUGAUGAAGCUCUCGUGAGUGAGGAGUUGAAUCACUCUUGGGAGGUACUUGCUGAAGCAGUACAAGCUGUAAUUCGAAGAUAUGGUGUUCCUGCAGAGACCUAUGAGAAGCUUAAAGAACUAACAGCGGGGAGAAGGGUUACCAAAAAGAGUGUAAGAAAGUUUAUUGAAGGCUUGGAAUUACCUAAAGAUCAUAAGAGCAUUUUGUCAAAGCUAACCCCACAUAGCUAUGUUGAAGAAGAUGUUAAAUUCGCUAAAAUGGUAGACAGGGGAGUUAAAGCAGCUAUAAGAAACACCAAGAUCAGUGCAACCCCUGGGCCACAAUUGGAUGUUCUGUGUACGGGUAAAUUCAAGGACUUGGCUCCUUAUAUGAGUGAGUAUGGUCUAAUCUACUUCCGUGUUCUAGUUAAGAUCAAAUGGUUGUUACUGCUUUCAGAAAUUCCUGAAGUGACAGAGGUACCUAGGUUUAGUAAAUCUGCUCAAUCUUAUUUGCAAGAAAUAAUUGAUGGAUUUAACAUCGAUGAUGCAUUUGAAGUAAAGAACCUUGAGAAAGUGGCAAACGACGGUGUAGCUGCGGUGGAGCGGUUCAUGAAACAGAGAUGUGAAUCACAUCCAGAAAUAGCUAAGGUGGUUGGAUUUUUUAAUUUUGCUUGCACAUCUGAGGAGGUCAACAAUCUUGCCCAUGCACUAAUCCUAAAAGGAACCAUGGACAAUGUCAUAUUUCCUGCCAUGGAUGAUUUGAUUCAUGCAAUAUGUGGCAUUGCUAAGAACACUGCUCAUAUUCCUAUUCUCUCUUCCACUCAUGGACAGCCUGUUGCGUUUACAACUUUGGGGAAAGAAAUGGCAAGUUUUGCUGUGAGAUUAAGCAGAGAACGGAAAGAGAUUUCGCAGCUGGAGCUAAUGGGGAAUCUCGGAGGUGAGGUUGGAAAUUACAGUGCUUAUCAUGUUGCAUAUCCUGGUAUUAAUUGGCCUCAAGUUGCUGAACAGUUUGUAACAUCUCUGGGUUUGAGUUUUAAUCCCUAUGUUACCCGGAUCAGAGCUUAUGAUUAUGUGGCAGAAUUUGUUCAUGGCGUUAACCAGUUCAACAAGAUAUUGACGGACUUUGAUGGAGACGUUGAAGGCUACAUGUCUAUGGGUUGUUUUAAGCAAAUAAACAAGACUAGUGGAGGCAUUAACAUUGGUGCGGCCAGUGGCAAUCUGUGUUCCCUGAGCAGGAAGUUACCUAUUUCAACUCUUUUGAGGAACAUGGGGUCAAGAUUAGAGCAUUCUCUUGUCACCUACAAAAACACACUCGAUCUAAUAUCAAGACUCGAGGUGGUCGAUAUAGAUUGCCCGAUUGAGGACUACUUGAAGCUCUAUUCCGGAGCUCUCGUCAAAGAGUUAGAGACGGUAGUGCAAAGAUAUGGUGUCCCCAAGCCCUAUGAAAAAUUUAAGGUACUCACCGGAGGACGAGCAGUCGUUACCAAGGAAAGUAUAGUGGAUUUUAUUCAACGCUUGGAAGUACCUAACGAAGCAAAAACCAUUCUACUCAAGUUAACACGAUGUAGCUACGUCGGAGCCGCUUCGGAAUUGGCCAGAACAGUAGACAUCGCCGUGAAUUCUUAACUCUGUAAAGUUGUCAUCCACUAUU